AUGGACGAGUCGUGGAGAAUGCGAAUGGGACUUACGCCGGGGCUCCCUCGCCGCCGAUCCAUGGAGGAUCGCUCCGCCUCCCACGCGCGCCGCUCCAUCUUCUUCGCCGCCGCUGCCGCCGAGCCGGAAACCCUCGACCCCGAUGACUUCGCCGACGUCUUCGGAGGCCCGCCGAGGAGCCUCCUCGCGCACAAAUUCUCGAGGUCUAAUUCCUUCUACGAGGAGAUAUUCCAGCCGCCGGAGUUCUCGUCUCCGGCAAAGGCGAAGGGUGGCCGGAGCUUGCCGGUGUUCCGGAUUCCGGCGAAGAACGAGGCGUUUUACAGCGACAUAUUCGGGUCGGACGAUGACCGGCGGUCGCGGGAGCGGUCAGGGCCGCAGUCGAAGGCAAAAUCAAAGUCGAAUUCGUCGUCGGCGCUGAGUUCCGAGGAGCUGAGCCCUCUCCGGCCGGCAAUCGGUGAUGACGUGGCAUUAUCCGCCUUCGCUUCUAAGCUCAGGCCAAUCAAUGUCCCAUGCAGAUGGAACUCAACCACUAUGAUGCCUGGGGAAUAUCCAAUUAAACAAGGGGGGCCAGUUUUUCCAUUCAAUAAUCAGUCAUUUGAGAUUCAUUGUCAGGAUAAUGAGUACAAGGAGAGCUUCAAGAGUCCUCAUUUGGGAUUCUCAAAAAGAGUCUCCUCCCCAGAGACAAUUAGUCUCGAAUCCAAUUCAUAUCAAAGCAUGAAGGUAUCCGCUGAUGACUGGGAACUCAGUUCCCCGUUUUCUGCUGUCUCUGGGCUUUGUCAAGAACCUGAGGCAAAAUCUUCAGUUCAGGAUUAUAUGCUUCCAGAAUUGGUUAUAGAACAGGAUGAUGAUGAAGUUAUGAGCUCCUAUGUCAUAGAGGUCAACUCCAACCUCAGAGAGGAAAGUUGUGGAACAGCAGACAUUGAUGAAGCAAUAGCAUGGGCCAAGGAGAAGUUCCAAUCACGAAAUUCUGAUGCAGAAUCAAGCCUGAGAAAUGAAGGCAAUGAACAAACUACAGGGGUGGAAGGAAGGUCUGAUGCAGGCGAAUGCCACAGUGAUGAAGCGGGAAACGUUAAAUCUUCUAAGGUACAGACAGAAACAGAGAAGUUGGACAGAGACAUACGAUUGUGGUCAUCGGGCAAGGAAACUGACAUCCGGCUACUACUUUCAACACUACAUCAUAUUUUAUGGCCUGAGAGUGGCUGGUAUGCUGUUCCUCUUCCGAACCUAAUAGAAAGUUCACAAGUUAAGAAGGCUUAUCAGAAAGCAAGAUUAUGCCUCCACCCUGACAAACUGCAGCAAAGAGGAGCAACACUCCUACAAAAGUAUAUAGCAGAGAAGGCUUUCUCCAUUCUUCAGGAUGCAUGGACUGCAUUCAUUUCUGAAGACGUUUCCUUCUAA
Molecule: messenger RNA, 1398 nt
Organism: Sphenostylis stenocarpa
Lineage: Eukaryota; Viridiplantae; Streptophyta; Magnoliopsida; Fabales; Fabaceae
Source: the annotation of a GenBank genome assembly